UAAAAUUAUUUCUUUUUGCAUAGGAUUGUGUUUCAUCAUUUAACGUCUCAGAUUUGUUUACUAACAGCGUUUAAGAACUCUCAUACGGCGCUGUAAAAAUGUAAUAAGUGCUUCAUAGCUGGGAUUUUCAUUAUUUGACGCAUGCUCUUCCCAAUCGCGUAGUGUUGUUGUUGGCAGUUUUGUACACAACAAAUGUUCCAAAAUGCUGCUCCAUUCAUCUGCCUUUUCUCCGAAAUGGCUCAACGUUUUUUUUAUGCCACUCGAAUUCAUCGACCAACUGAUGCAAUGCCGUUGCGUUUUCUUUCCUAGCCGGUGUGAUGCCAAACAUAACCUGCAAGUGACGUUUCUUAAGCAGGUAUUCGUUUGAGUAUCUUUAGGUGAGCAUUAUCCAAGCCAGUGUAUAGUUUUUUGAGCUUAUCGUUAUCGACUCAAUUACUUGUGCGGCUUCGCCUUUUACGGCUGCGCGCAAAUAGUGAAACUUCUGUAUGGCGGGAAGCUCAUCAUUUUCGUGAAUAAGACACUCAAAGGUGUCGCGGAAAGUUAGCCAUUGCAUACAGUCGCCAUCGAACUCGGGCAAUGCUAUGGUGGGCAGCUUUAUGCCUUGCAGCGGGUUGCUGCCGGCCCUAUGCUGCGACCCUUCGCUACGAGGAAUUUGCCUAUAUUUUGCCUUCAAAGCUGCUGUUGAAUGCUUUCCAAAUCCUUACACAUUUGCUCAAAUUUGUUUAUUCGAGUUUCAACCUCAAUCGAGUCCCGCUCAGAUUGGUAAUCUUGGUUAAAUUGUUCAUAUCGUCCCAAGAUAGUUAGCAAAAUCGUUCUUCUCGUAGCCAAGAUCUCCGGUUGCCCGGACAUUUUACAAGAUUAGUUAUUGGUAUUAAAGUGAAGCAAGCCAAACGAUGCGAGUGCGUGUACAGAAGGGUUAGCGUAAGCGCGCGCAGAUAAUAUUUACUUUAUCGAAAAACUCUCGACUAAUCAGGAUUUCGACACUAUCUUGGUCACGGCACCAAUUUUAACUCGGAGGAGAAUUUCGGAUAAAGUCUUGCGCGUUUCUUUCUUGUAACGACGAUUUGCCAGAGAAGAAGAGGAUGACAAAGCCUUUUCGUCAUCUAUUUAUUAAAUCUAAACCGCUAGUGAUGCCAGCGUAAACACCCAGGCUGCAAAUGACAGCUGAAAAGACGUCUUUUGGUGGUCUUUCGGGUCACCGAAAGUCCGCCGAAAGACGUCUAUAUAACACCAGUUUAGACCGACAUUGACAACACCAGCGAUGUUUUUCCUAUGCGAUGUAUUUUGAUGUCAAUGUCAAAACCAAAGUGGGUAUAGGGACUAGGUGGGCUUAUAGGUUUGGCGGGAAGGCCAUAUUGGACGAACGAAUGACAGGAGGGGAUUCGAUUGUGAUACGUAGUUUUUCACCCACACUACGACACAUCAUCCAAAAUAGCCAUUGGAAUUCACACGCAUACAUCAACAAAUGAUCGAAUCCCCUCCUGUCAUUUCGUUUUCAUUUUUCUACAGUACGGCUGUCAAUUUGUUCGGGAUAAGCCCACCUGUAUAAUAAACCCACUUUGGUCAAAACAUACAGUGUUGCCAGCAAAAAAAAAUCAAAGCUUUGUUGCUGUCAUUCUAUCGUCUUGUUGAGCCGCGCACUGUCAAUCACACGUAUUGCGUUGUGCGUUUCGCUGACAAGCUGUGGUGUGUGUUGUAUAUCGUUCUAAUGUUAGGUUAUUAUUUAGUGUAAGAGAUAUAGAUUUACCUUUUGAUUCUUUGAUGAAUGGAUUUGAACUCGUUCCUUCGAAUGUGCAGUACAUAUCCCCACCGCAGUAGUGAUUGGUCCAACGCUCCUCCGCUGAUAGACACGCAACUAUAGCGCUAUAUAAACCAUCAGGGACGCAGGAUGGAAAACGCAAAACGUCCGAGGUUCAUCGUUCAAAUGAAAAAUGGGAAGGCUGUAUUGUUACCGAUCAAUCAAGCAUCCUCUACUCCGCCAGUUAAAAUAAACUCCUAUCAUCAUUUACAUCCGGAUGUUUUGGAAGAUUUAUCCUCGUGCUCAGAUAAAACACAAACAUACGAAGAACAUAACGAAAAUUUCAUCCAAACACCGAGCACCUCACGACAAGACUUGCAAAAAAACCCACUUCCGAAGCAAAAAUCCUGUUCAACACAAACCAAUAGACAAACUGAAGGAGAUUAUUUAUGGAACGAAAUUAUCAACAAACUAGACUUAAUACAACAGGAGCAAAGACAGCAAGCAGAGAUAUCAAACAAGAGAAUAGCAGCUUUGGAAGGACAAAUCAAAUUGAUGCGGUCGGAAUUCAACAUUGUCUCUGACAAAUUGAUUCCUCGUCCAGGGUUUGUGGCUGUGUCGAGUUUUGAGUGGGAACCACUAGCAAACAAAAAUGAUCUGGAUACGCUUGAAAAAAGAUUGUCGGAACCUGAGUUUAGAAAGAAUUUCAAUGACUAUUUAGAAACUCGUCUACCAUCAGAUUGUUCAGAAGAAAGGAUGCAUGCGGCUAUGGACAUAAUAUUUACAAAGGAGCUAGUGACUCAAAUCACGUGGACGGGCAUAAGUCGUCCCAUUAUGCUUUUUCGAAUACAAAAAUAUAAUUAG
Molecule: messenger RNA, 2602 nt
Organism: Anopheles coluzzii
Lineage: Eukaryota; Metazoa; Arthropoda; Insecta; Diptera; Culicidae
Exons: 4
Coding region: 1889-2602 (237 amino acids)
Source: RefSeq, a predicted model, not a curated record